This is a messenger RNA of Tigriopus californicus, 1393 nucleotides long. RefSeq lists its product as uncharacterized. The record is from RefSeq and is a predicted model, not a curated record. Lineage: Eukaryota; Metazoa; Arthropoda; Copepoda; Harpacticoida; Harpacticidae.
GCAGAACCCUUGAGUUUGAUCAUGUUUGAUCACAAAGCGUUGACGAAAGAGAAGUUCGUAGAGAUUAUUGGUCAGAGAGAAAACACCAAGGACGUGAAAUUGGUCCAAAUUGAUUUAGAAUCCGGUGCUGAGAAAGGGCAAAACUAUUCGGGACAAGUGGUGUCAUGUCAUUUAGAAGCUCAAGUCAAUGGCAAAUCCAAGACUUAUAAAUGGAUGGCCAAAGUCCCGUUGGAUGAUCCCGACAAAUAUGAUUUCCUUCGCAUGUUAUUCAUGGAACAAAAGGAAUUGGGAUUUUAUCAAGAACUCCUCCCAGCAUUGCAUGAUUUGAUUGCCAAAAGGGGGGCAAAGAUCGACUUGAAAUUCUGUCCCUUUGUUUAUGGCGAAUUCAAGCAAAACAUUCCAAGGGGAGAUUGUGUUCAUGGCUCAAUGAUCAUGAUGGAACAUCUUGGACCCAUGGGGUUUACCGAACCAAAGGCCAAGAGAUCUGGACUUGAUUUGGACCACGUGAAACUGGUAAUGAAAUCUUUGGGCGAAUUCCAUGGGGCCUCGCAUGUUUAUUACAAAUAUAAACAUGAUGGCCUUGACCAAAUUGUGGAAAAGGAACCUAUACAAGCAAAAGAUUAUAUGAGUGAUCCUAAAAUGGCGGCUAUCAUGGAACCAUUCUCUGCCGGAAUGAUCCAAAGCUUUUACAAUGCCUUAUCGAGUUCUGGGCCUAAGGGAGACAAAUAUUUGGAGUCCUACAGACAGUUUUCAAAUGAAAAAAUCGACCCUUGUAAGCUGCGGGACCAAUUGACUCGUCCAGACGUAUGUCGCUUCAAUGUCCUUUGUCAUGGAGACCCGUGGUUCAACAACAUCCUCUUUAAAUACGACGGGAACAAGCCCAGUGAUGUUUGUUUUGUUGACCUGGCACUCACAAAAUGGGCCUCGCCUACAAUUGAUUUGUCAUACUUUCUUUUCCUUUCGACCACGCCUGACCUUCGGAAAGCUCACAUGAGUGACAUCCUGAAAUGUUACCACGAUUCGUUGACUUUGACUCUCAAAAGCUUGGACGACAAUCCAACCCCUUUUAGUUUAACUGAAUUGAUCGAGGACUAUCGGAAAUGUUCAUUCUUCGGAUUCAUGAUGGCCAUGUUGAUGUUGCCCAUGAUUCUUGCCAAUAAGGCGGAUGUGUUGGGUUCAGAGGAAUUUACCGGCGAUUUCAGUGAUCCCAAAGUCAUUGAAGAAAUGAACAAGUUGUCCAUUGAACGCGCUAAGAUCACCAUGGCCAAAGACCCACUUAUUGGUCAUCGAAUUUCGUGCUCCUUUUUAGAGAUGGUUGACUAUGGGUACUUCACUUUGUAACUUGACGUCUGACAUCUGCAAACAUGAAAGCGAAGAAGUAUCGUUAAUGCGA